UUCACCCGUACUGUACAGGCAGGGGGGGAGGACCGAGCACAGAGAGCUAAUAAACGCCGUAGAGUUCCCCUGCAGACCGUGGCCAUGGCCUUGGCAGUCCUGGAAAGACACGGCGCUCGCGUCUCCACACACCUGAUAGCGGAUUGAAAGGGGGGCUACCACCGGGAGAGGCAUUAGCUACGCCGUUUGAGACGAGUUUCUAGCCGGUUAUUGGAGUGUACAUCUUACAUCAGUGAAGACGUUCUUCUGUCAAAAUAUUAUCGGUGAAGACGACUGGCCUCUCUCUUCAUAGCACCAGGUGGAGCCCCUGAAGAAACCUACCUGUACAUGUUGAGAGGCAGAGCCGAGCAUCGACUAUUUCCGAUGGACACCAUCAAACCUGGAGCAUUCUUCUUUUUCAAAAGACGUAAGACAGAAAAAGAUUGAUAGAGCACAGUUUGACCUCCCGCCGUCCUCUCCUCGUCCUCUGACCCAGUCACAGAGAACCUCUUCAGCUGUCUACCUCCCAGAGAAAUAGAAAAGGAAAAAAAAAAAAAAAAAAAAAGCAAUUUUAUUAUUUGCUAUCAGUUCCUCUUUUUCUUCUCUUCGUGCAACAUUUCUCCAUUUACCUCAGGGAUUUUCUCCCACUGCCUACCUCCUCCACCGAAACAGCCAACCCAGCGACCGGACCACAGCAGCAAAAACACACCUGUGACCUCUCACUGCUGUUAACGUGACAACCUGUAUUGCCUCUCAAGCUCUCCCCACUGUAACAGUGAUGACCAGCAAUGACCUUGGACCUCCUACCACCUGCCAGCUCAGACCUGCUCACUGCCUGAAUUGUACUGAUCCACACUUGUAGCCUGAACCUCGGGCUCAGUUAUUACCGGAAAGGAAAAGGGUCAUAUUGCCAGAAAAGCAGCUACACACUCACAAUAGCCUCCUGGCAACCAUAUACCUCAACACACACAGCUUCUAGACACUCAAGUCAAGGAAAAAACAGAAAGGAACUUUUCAGUUACAGCAUUCACUGUCCUGGUGCUCAGUCUACCCAGCAGGUAACGUGCUUACCAGCCUGGUGCUUCACUCUACCCGACUCACUGCAGCAUCUUCCAUUUGCCUUAGAGGCAGGCGUAUAGCAACAGUAGCCAAGGAGGCCUCCAGAGAAGAAGAGAGACAGACUCGGGAGUACGGCUUGGCAGGCGACUUCACUUCAUUUGCUCCACAGCGACGUCACAUCACACAUGAGCCUCGUGAUCUAAGCAGUAGCAUAAAUCGGCAAUUGCCCACGAAGCCUUUGGGGAUCCCAGAAGAGACUCAAAAGUUUCUCACCCCCCCACACACACCCCCCACCACACCCCACACUUCCCUCCCUCCUGCCUUGAGCUUCCCCUUCAUCCUGUGAAGCCUCAGGAGAAGUAAAGCUACCCACAGAGCAGGAGAAGUUCUUGGGACCCUCAUCAGCUUUAGAAGAGGCAAAGAAUAAAAAAACUUGCUGGCAGAUUGAACUACAAACCAAGGAAAAAGACAAAAGCGUAAACACUGAAGAUCUAUACCUUGUGACAGCGGAGAGAAAAGGAGGGAAACGAGCAUUACGAGUAAAGAGAAGAAUGCAGUGCUUUCUAUUGCUUCAGCUGACACCUCGCCCACCCUGCUCCUCCCAGCCAAUCACUGCCCAGAUUCUCAGAUGGCUGUCUACUGAAGGGGCCGCCGGCGAAUGCUAAGCAGGCUGGCGAGGUCGGGGUCCGCCUCGUUGUCCUGUGAUUGGCCGCUGGACGGUACCGAGGCUGAAUGGAGCCAAUGUCCAACAAGCAGGAUAGCAACUCCUCGGAGGGGGAGGAGAAAGGAUGGCCAGAUGUGCCGAAGAGAAAGAGGAAGAACAGCCAGUGUUCAGUGAAGAGUAUGUCUGCUCUUAGCGUCUCUGUUCCAGGGUACAUCCCCAGCUACCUGGAGAAGGAUGAGCCGUGCGUGGUGUGCGGUGACAAGGCGACCGGCUACCACUACCGCUGCAUCACCUGCGAGGGUUGCAAGGGUUUCUUCCGCAGGACCAUCCAGAAAAACCUCCAUCCGUCUUACUCCUGUAAAUACGAAGGUUGCUGCAUCAUUGACAAGAUCACCCGCAACCAGUGCCAGCUGUGCCGCUUUAAGAAGUGCAUCUCUGUGGGCAUGGCCAUGGACUUGGUGUUAGAUGACUCGAAGCGCGUGGCCAAGCGGCGUCUGAUCGAGGAGAAUCGAGAGAGACGGAAGAGAGAGGAGAUGGUACGGACGCUGCAGAUGAGGCCAGAGCCAGACACUGCAGAGUGGGACCUGAUCAGGAUGGUAACCGAGGCUCACCGGCACACCAACGCCCAGGGCUCCAGCUGGAAACAGAAGCGCAAGUUCCUGCCGGACGAUAUCGGCCAGGGUCCCAUGGUUCCCACUUCCGAUGGUGACAAAGUGGACCUCGAAGCCUUCAGCGAGUUCACGAAGAUCAUGACCCCUGCCAUAACUCGCGUCGUCGACUUUGCCAAGAAAUUGCCCAUGUUCUCAGAGCUGCCUUGUGAAGACCAGAUCAUCUUGCUGAAGGGCUGCUGCAUGGAGAUCAUGUCGCUGCGCGCCGCUGUACGCUACGAUCCCGACAGCGAGACACUGACGCUAAACGGCGAGAUGGCUGUGAAACGUGAGCAGUUGAAGAACGGCGGGUUGGGCGUGGUGUCGGACGCCAUCUUCGAUUUGGGCAAGAGCCUGGCUCAAUUUAACCUGGAUGACUCGGAGGUGGCGCUCAUGCAGGCCGUGCUGCUCAUGAGCUCAGACCGUUCAGGGCUGACCAGCGUGGAGAAAAUCGAGCAGUGCCAGGAGGCCUACCUGCUGGCGUUCGAGCACUACAUCAACUACCGCAAGCACAACAUUCCCCACUUCUGGCCCAAGCUACUGAUGAAGGUGACAGACCUGCGCAUGAUCGGGGCGUGCCACGCCAGCCGCUUCCUCCACAUGAAGGUGGAGUGUCCCAACGAACUCUUCCCCCCGCUCUUCCUGGAGGUCUUUGAGGACCAGGAAGUGUGAUUUUUACGGCGCCCCCUGAAAAUAACCUUGGACACAUAAGGCAAGGAAUAUGGGGUGGCCUUGACAGCAGAGGAGGUGUGUCGGAAGGACAAGUGGAGAAUAAAAAACUGGAUUUUUUUUUUCUUCAGUGGGAACGUGCCCUGUAAACUUUCUUUUUUUCUUUGUUUUUAUUUGUUUUGUUUUUUAAUCAAACACCCACAAGACCCACCACCUGCCACCAGCAAACAUACACAUCAACAUCACCAGGGAGAAACACAUUGACAAUCUGGCUCUGCUUUUUGUCAUUCAGAGAGGAAACACACAUUCGUAGAUAAUCACAGAUUUAAAUUGCAAACAUACUGCCAUGGACUUACAGUAUAACUAUAUGCAAACACAAAGCUCAUCACACUAAGGACUUUUUCACCUGUAGGGACAAACAGCUGUACUCUGGUCCUGCGACUAAUGCAACCUGAGGAGCUCGGUUAUGGCUCCUCUCCAUCCACCACCACCUCUCACCUCAGAAAAGUGUUUUUUUUUGUUUUUUUUUUAAAUAUAUAUAUCUCUGGGACCUGACCAUUAGCUCCUGAGACAGCCCCCCCCUCCCCUUCCUUCCUUAGAUCUCUUUAACUGCAAUGGCGUCUGACCUCCAUCCCAACCCCUCAGUCUGCCGAGGCCCUGUGAGUGUUUGUCAACCUACCUCCCUCACGUACUGACCUCUCUAUCUCUCUCUGUCUGUACUACUACACACACACACACACACACACACACACACACACGCACAGUAACACACAGAGUACGUGCACAAUAUGCACCCCUACACUUUUACCUCAUACCGUGUGAAAUGUAUUUUCUCAUUUAUUGUGUGGGUGGUGGGAGUCCAGUGACAAACCAUGCUCACUUACCUGUUUAACUCUCAGCUGGCGUUCGAGGUUGCAGUGGGAACACUCUGUAUGAGACCUUUAAACCGUAAUGUGUUAUUCAUACACACUAACCUGUGUGACACAACAGUUGCUGUGUGCAUUAUUAAGUCUCAUAUAUAAAAUAAUAGGUGUGUUAAUAAUAAAUUGAAGGGUAUAAGAUGGUGCGAAUAUCACAGUGCUUGCUGUGAACAGACUGAUUAGGGAGUUUGAUUACAGCAGCAGAAGAGGAAAUUGUGUUUUGAUAUCAUAUAGUAAGUGUUUGUUGUUUGCUUCAGCGAUAGCGCGACAUUUUUGGAAACACACUUAUUCACUUUCUUCACUUUCUUGCCAAGAAUAUCCAGCAGCCAGUUAGGUUAGCUUAGCACAAAGACGGGAAGCAGAGUCACUUCUGGACAGCCGGACUAGCUGUUUCUCCCUGCCACCAGUCUUUGUGCUAAGCAAAGCUAAGCUAACACCUUCUGGCUGUAGCUUAAUUCUCGUCUAACGCUCAGCAGGUAAAGUAAAUGAGCUUAUUUUCCAAUAUGUGGAACAUGGGUCCAGAGUAAUAUAUUUCAACAUCAGUCAGAUUAUUUGCCAUUAAAUCUCCGCUGAGGAUGAACUGUAAUGUCUUUCUGUCAAAAUGUCAGUUUCGCCAGUACUUUGGUUUAUGACUAAAUACUUUUAAAACUAAUUCCCAUCAGCCUCAGCUGUGCUCAGUGUUGAUUAGCAAAUGUUAGCAUGUUUGCUUAAGUUAAAAAUGGUAAACGUAGCAAACUACCCAAACAAGAUAAAUCAAGCUAAAACAAAUUCAAGUCAAGAUUCAUAUUUUGAUCUUAACAAAAGAUCACAUAACUACUCGCAUAUAAAAGGGGUCACUUGUAGUGAUAACACCAGAUGUCGGUGGAGACCAAAACAGAGCUGUUAGCAACUAGCUAGUUAUUUCAUUGUUGUGUUCAUAGUUCACAGCAAAUUCCUCAUUCAAUAUGUUUACAGAAAGCACUGUUUCACUCACAAGGCUUUAUACCUGUUCUUGCAAAACUGAGACUUGAACUUAUAAAAGUAACUGUUGUUGUAAUGGUUUAAUACAUUAUAUGCAUUUUCAAAGUGAACUGUAUUGUAACUACAGGCUACAUUUUACAGCGUCACCCACUGUACUUAAAAAAUAUAUAUAUGUAAAUUAAUUAUAUUCACAAAACUUAAUUAAAAGAAACUAAUUAUAUAUAUUAUAUAUAUAUAAUAAUUAUAAUGUAUAUACAUAUAUAUCUAUAUAGCUAGAAUACCUCUCUGACACAUACCUCUUGUUUUCAGUACCUCACACACAUACAUGCACAUUACACACACACACACACACACACACACCCAUUCAGUUGUUUUUUGAUGUAUUACCUCAGUAACUUUGUUUCUCAUCAUCAUCUCUCCUUCCUCAUGAAUAACCACUCGGCUGCACCACACUUCCUGCCUCCGUGUGUGUGUGUGUGUGUGUGUGUGUGUGUGUGUGUGUGUGUGUGUUUGUGUAUAUGUGUGUGUGUGCGGGCGUGUGUGUGCGGGUGUCUUUUCUUUGGAGCCCUGCCCUCCUAAUUGUACCGUAGCCCCUCCUCCUCACCUCCCAGCUGUCUUGUGAUAGGUCGAGUGCUAGCAGAUGGUAGUGGUGAGAGGGGAUGUCGCCACUUACUUCUGCAGGCCUCCCCCGUCAGCCUGUACCUUGUCUCAAGUCCCGCCUGAAACUGACAGAUUCUACCUCACCUUUCAUCUCAGUGCAGCUGCCCCUUGGUCUGCAACACUAAACAUGCAUGCACACGUAUAUAAACAUGUACAGACGGGUGACGAAUUAAAAGGAAAACCUGUAGAAAUUAGUGGAGAAACGAAUGCACACAGGUGCGCUGCAUGAAGCAAUUAACAUCCAGUCAUGCUCUGUGGCAGGUAUAAAAAUGCUGAGCAGGCCCAGCUGAUUCUCAUUCAGCAUCAAGAUGACAAAGGGAAAAGAUCAGAGGAACUUUGAAAGAGGGUUCACUGUUGGGGCAGGAGCGUCGGUCACAAAGAUGCUCGAUGACUCAUGUUUCAAGAUUCUGGAGAUUCUGGACUGACGUGUUAGACAGCGCUCUCCACCACCAUCAUCAAAACACCAAGUCUUUUGGAAGAGUCUCAGAGUUGUAAAAUCAGCGCAGCACUGAAGCUGCUCUGGUGGCACAUGUUGGCCCAACACCUUAUUAAGACACUUGAUAUUGGUUUUUCAUUUCAUUUGUCAACCGUCUGUAUAUGUACAUGUAGUGCACAAAUGAGUUGCCAACAUGGACCCAUUGAGUGUGCUGCUCCACCGACAGUGUACAGCAGGUCUUUUAAACGGACCAUGGAUCAACAUUUGACAGCUGACAUGGCAGACGUUGUAAUUUUCUCCCCUAUUUUUUUUUUUUCAUUUUUAUCACGCACCACACGGGACCAACAGUCGCUUUGGAGUCUGUUUUUAUUUAGGAACCUGAAAUGACAGAAAAGAGCGCAGGGGUGAAUUUGUGACAUUGCAGUGUGCACUGCAUAUGAACUGCAGCUGAAGCCAUUUUGGCCCGAUUGGCUCAGGCCAACGGACUAUGUGGGUGGUGACUGGGAAGUCAAGAAACAACGAGUGAGUCAGCAGUAUUUGCCUGUGGAUAUGGUUUCAUCCUGGCCGACGGGAGGAAAAAAAAAAACAGUGAGCAAGCAACUGUGGUGGGUAGCGAUGUGACUCAGGCCAAGUCGAUGGCGAACCACCACAAUAAAAUGAACCUUUUUUCUCGCACCUACGGAACAUCUUCAGAUCCUUCGCUGGCAGACGCAGUGGAAAUGGACACCGGGCCGUUUAAAUGACAUUCUGAGCAUCUGUCCUAUCCCAGAGACUUACACUAUGAAUUAAUCACUGCUGAAAUAAACUCCACCAACCACAUCCCAACUUGCCAUCCACUACAAAUAACUAUCAGGUUUUUUUCUGUUGCACUAAAACCACAAUGUCUGUAUCCCUUAGUAGACCUGAACCCUCCCUUUAUCCCCUCCCCCCACAUCUUUCCUGUCUUUAGCAGUCUUAAUAAUAUUCUCUAGAAUAUGUCAAACACACACACACACACACACAUAAAAACACACAUGGUCCAUUAACUCAUCUCCUGAUUACCUGACGAAACCAAUAAGGACUGUGACAUGGCCUUUAGGCGCCGCCACUCUCAGUGUUCAAAUCUACGUUGCAGGGUAUUUAAAUAGAACCAUAAGCGCUAAUUAUACAGGGAUAUAACACACACAGCAGCAGCACACACACUCACACACACACAUACACACACAUACCGUACUCUGCUCACUAUCACUGUGAAUGAAAGCCAUGUUGCAACCGGGUAAUGGUUCAGACAGGGAACCGCUGUCUUAGUAAUUCUGGCGUAUUCAUGUGCCUCACAGAGGCCGGCAAUGAAAAUACACACCAUAAAGUUAUAUACAUAUAUUAGAUAUUAUAGAUAUAUAAAUAGAAACAUUACACUUAUGUGGCAUUAGUGCUAUCUGUGGCUGAAUUAAUGCUCCCAGCUCAAAUCAGAUAAUGAGUCUGUCUGACCAGUCAUGUAGCAGAGGGUGUCAGAACUCAGUUGAGCCACCUGUACUAAUAUCUGUAAAGUAAUAUUUAUGAUUUUUUUAUUUUUAUUUUUUCAACGGACGUCAUAAUGUAUUAUGAUGCUUGUUUGCCUUGUGGUGAUCACCAACUGAUCUUGAUAGUUUACCCACCUUUUUGCAUACCUCUACAUCACUUCAUAGCGCACAAGAAGUACCUUAAACAAGAGAAAUGUUGGUCCCAUCUUGGGACUGCAAAGAUGAGAUCAGGUCUUGUCCACAUAGUUGACAUGAACUGAGAUUUAGAUUUGAGCUGGCAGCACAGCCUUUCUCUCUCUUUUCUCUCUCUCUCUCUCUCUCUUAGCCAAAUGAUCACUGGAGAAAUCCUCCCCCUGUCCUUUAAAAAACAAAUGCACACCAGCACCACAGAGCACACUGCCUUCAGUCAUGAUCAGUUGCACCAGCAUAGCAGAGAGACAGACCGAUAGUCAGUGACCAUCCUCCUCACCAAAAAGCAGUUUUACCCAGACAUCAAUGUUAGCUAUCAUAAUGCUAUAUGUUCAGACAGCAGGCCAACCCUGUUAGUUCUCUAAACCUGGUUAGUUAGUAGUGUAGAUUUAGAUUUAAUUGACUAGAUUGAAUCUGUGUAUGGACAGAAUGUUAAUUUGCUGUCUGUACGGCCUUGGUUGACGUAGUGGCAACACAACCAAGUACGCAUGGCCAACAACUCGAGAUGCUGGAACAAACUAAUGGCACUGUGUGCUGCUUCUACCUUUUUAAGGCUUCGUUACCUCUGUUCAUUGCAUUCAUGAGAGAGGACACCAUGAAACUUUCUUCUUUUCUCAUAAGCUACUGUGCUAGAUACUACCGGUCAAAGGUUUUAGAACACCCCAAUUCUUCCAGUUUACAUUGAAAUUAAAGCAGCUCAAGUCCAAUGAUUCACCUUAAAAGGUUCAAAGGUAAGAGUAAAAAAAUGUAGGUCACUUAAAACAAACUUAAUGUAAACAGUUCUCUUUUAUGGAUUAAGAUAUUGUUUGACUUCCAGCUUUCCUGCAGCAAUAGAAGCAGAUGAAGCCUUGAAGGUUAAUACAAACAACUAUUGUUGAUGACUUUCAAACCCUGUGUCUGUACAAAGGCAGUGUUGAAACAAACUGUGUUACCACACCCUCUGAUGCAUCAGUACUGCAGGACUGUAUACUGCUUUCAGAAUGGUGAGAAAAAGAUGAGUAACAAAGGAAGACAGACCGGUCGGUUAGAGGUUCAUCCUACAGCAAGAUGAGCUGAAAAAAGACCAGCACAGUCUCCAGACUUAAACCCCAUGGAGCUGGUUUGGGAUGAACUGGAAAGCAAAGAAGUGCAACACAUUUGUAGGGAACGUCUGCAACGGUGUUUGGACGAACCUUCCAGACAGUGUUUCAUUUCCACUGUAGAAAGAUGCAAAUUUAGACUAAACCUUUAUUAUUUAUUUGUUCUUUGCUUUAAUUUCAGAAACACUGAGACGUUACCCUCUAAAUUUCAGUAACAACUGGAAAAACAGAGGUGGCGUAAAACUUUUGACUUGUAGUGUAUCAAAAUUCAUAAUUAAUAAUGGAUUUGCUCUGCAUGUUUGACAUGGCCUAGGCGGUGGUACACAAGGCAAUUUUGCAGGCAAAGCUGAAUUGAAAUGCCUCCCAUGAAAAGAGCCACAGAGUCAAAAAAAUUUUUCUUGUGACAGUAAAGCACUGUUUGACAAACGCAGCAACAGUUGAGGCACUUUAAAAAGUUGUGCUCUGUAUCACUACCCUGUCACGUUCCACGCUUCCCUGCCAAACUGCGAAAGUAGCUGAGUCUCCAUCUUAUCUGCACAGUGACCACAGAAUUGUGUUUUCUCUCUCUCCGUCUCUUAGAUUAAAGUUAGGGUGACGUUACGUUUACAAUGAACUAAAAUGUGAACUUGAUGCUAAGCUCUGCCGCUGCAACAUGGCACAAAACUCAAACAACCACUCUGAAGCAGUUCAACUCUCAUGCAACUCGUUUUCCACAAACAAACUACUUCUACUACUUUUAUUACUUACCCAGGGAAACAUCAUUUCCCUCCUCCUCACAUCUCUUUCCCAGUCCUUCCAUCUCUACUCCGUCCCCCCCAAUAUUCCCAUUCUGCUCUCCUGUUUUUUCAGUCUUACAUCCCCAAUACCUUCUCUAUUUAUUUCACUCUGUCCUCUUAGCGUGCACCUCCUUCCUCCCUUCCCACACACACACACACACACACACUCACAGAAAAUCUACCCCAACUCAUCCUAGCACCCUUUGGCGGAGAAAGACGACAAUCCCUGCAGGAAUAUGUCCACAUGUGGAAUGUAAAAUACUGAAAUUGUACGAUUAAAGACACGAUGUGAAGUCCCACACAUAUUGUUUUUGAUGUUGUUGAUGUUGCUUUCGUUGUGCACCAAGUGUUCGUUGUUCUGCUUAUUCUAAGGCGGAUGAGUUUGCGGGUGAGGUUAAAACCCCCAAUCAUGUGACAGACUGCUACUGAAAAGUCCCUUUUUUAAAAAAAAAUAUAGUAUGGUUAUAAAAGCGUUGUGGCGUGAGGACUGAAAGCCCUGAACAAUGUAAAGCAAGAGAUGAGGUGACUUUGUUUUGGAUAGAGAAAAAGCUGUUUUUUUAUGAUUAAUCUUUGAUGUCAUUAUUAAUUUGCAACUGAUUUUCUUGGUAAGUGAAUGUUUGUCUAUCUGUGUUGAUGCUUUACUGUGAGAAAAUGGCUGUAUAUGCACUUUCAAACCAUCGUUGGUGCAGUGGUAGCUAGUGCUCAAAUAUCACCCAAGGGUCAGGGUUCAGUUCACCCUCAGUUCAGCUAAUUGAAAAAGAAGAUCCUUAAAACUGUCAGCUGUUUAUCCCUAAUCAAAUAUAGCAUUUGAAUUUUAAAGUUGCCUCAUUCUGGCGUUAAAAUCUACAAGAAAAAAGUGUUGCACAUUCUUAAAUACAAUAUGAAAGUAAUAUUUAGGAAUAGGCCCAUUGGUCCCGUGACAAGCAACUGAUAAAGACUUUUGGUACUGGAACUACCUUUUCAGUGUGUAUGCUAACAUUUUAAUAUAUGUAAGUUGUUAUAGUUGUUAUUCAAACUAUAACAUUUCAGUAACAAAAACUUUGCACUUAUUUGAAAUCAUACUUCUGAAUUUUUUCUUGUUUUUUUCUGAUUAUCAAGAUCUAAAGUCUACAUUUGAGUUUUCCCGCCUUUUUUGUCAGUUACUACCUAUGAUAGGCUAAGACAUUGGAAAUAUACAUUAAUAUACUUUCUUGUGAUCUUUAAAUUCAUCUUAAUUGAGCAAUGGUUAUAAUUUCCUCCAGGAGUUUUUUCGAAUCUAGCUAAUGGCUACUAGCUUCUAGUUAAUGACUACUAGCUUUUAGUAGCAAUUAGCCAUUAGCCACAUUUGAGUAAUUAGCAUUUCAAUAACCAACAUUUCUACACACUAUUUACGAACACUCAUACUUGUUAAAGUUGUUUUAGGUAUGAAAGAAAAUUUCUUCUUCACAGAGACCUUUCCUGCACACUCAUACAUCCACAGCUAACAAGCUAUUUUGCUAACUUGACAACUUGUUUAAUGUAUCUUGCUUUUUGGUAUAUGAUUAGCUGUAAAGGAAAUAUGUUGUAUCCUUUCAAUAGAAAAUCAGCCACAAAAUGUCUUCAACUUCUCAUAUUCGUAGUUUUAGUUUAGUUUUAAAUCACUAGUCAUCUAUACAUCAACAUAUUGUAUCGCAAACCCUUAGCAUGUACAUUGCUUAUCUGUCUUAUCUGUCUGCUCCCACUCUCAUAUUUAGUAGUAGGGACCAAUGGGCUUAAAGGUUUUUCUUAGGGACUGUUCAAAAAUUACAGGUGUGGGGAAGGGGGAUGAACGUUAUGUUUUUGUUUCAUGCUCAUCUCACAGACGCUUUACAUACAGCGUCUCUAAAUAAUUCACAAUUGAUACAUAUGUUUGUUUGUUUUUUUACAGACAGUAUGAACAUGUGGGGAGGUUUAACUUUUUUAAAAAGCAAGACAUUCAUAUUUUUAUUUGAAUCCCCCCAUUGACUGCAAAAACAGUUCCCCCAAAUAUCUCCUAAUAAUGUAACAGUAUUGGUACAACAUGAUUCAUCAUUAAUAGUAAGUCAAUGAGGCAAAGCAAAAAGACUUUCAGAUUGUGCAGCGUAACCUUAAUGUAACUACAUUAUGUUAAUUUUUUUUAUUUUCCAACAAUUCAUUUGCAAGGGAAAUUUUAGAUAAAAUAUAAAUUUCUGGUGAGAUAAAAAUUCAAAGAUCUUCUCCUGCUCCAUCAUCCAGUUACUUGAGCUGAAUGUGAACGAACCUGAAUCCUGCUUUCCACGGUUGCUUGGACUGUAUCACUUUUAAAGCUGGGCAUCUGCUCUUACCCCUGAUCUGGGUCAAUAAAAAAACAACAACAAAAAAAACAGUAACAAAACAAAACCCCAGCUCCUGAUCCUAGCCUUUAGAUUGCUCAAAAUUAAUCUGACCUUAGAUCAGGGCUCAUUUUGCGAUGUAUAAAUCUGCCAUAUAUUAAUCUCAAUGUUGUGACAAAAAUCUUGCUUUUGGUGGAAGACAAACCUCAACUUACAAAAAGGAAAGACAUUAAGAAACACAUUUUAAAAGAUCACAAAAUAGAAACCAAAAAAAAAAGAGAUUUAUACAACUUUUCAUACCUCAUCACACUGCUUUGUGCCCAAGUUAAAGGAGGCGGAGUGAUCAGUUUCAAGCAUGGAAAAAUCACCAGUGGUUGGCAAAGUAUGGACCCAACAGUGCUCUCAGGAAGAUUAAGAUGUGGCCCCAAAUUUUUCUUCACUAAAAACUGGUGGCUUGAAGAGUUUAGAUUUGAGUUACUGGAGUCUCCCACAUCCCUGAAAUGGAAUACUGGGAAAAAAAAGCACUUAAAAUGUGAAAUUAUAGAGGAUGGGUAUUUGGUAUAAAUCCUCACAGGGUAUGUUCAGGUUCACAUGGCUCCAGCAAAAAUGUUUCAAAAUUACAGCACUUUCACAGCAUGAAAUACGACGCCAUGCUGUCAUCAGCUGGCAGAUACUUAUCACUUCUCCUGCGUGUGUUCUGCUCUGACAAACCAAGAGAGGACUGAAGCCUCAUCAACACACGAGUUGCAGUGCACUGAAUAGUUUGGCCAAAUGAAACGCGUAAAUUACAGUCUCCAAAUAAUCAGCAAUGGCAAGGAAAUUAAAAACGGUGACCUCGCCUCCCGAAAGCUUUGAAGAGAGAUGUUUUCCCCUUCAAGCCUUCAAAUCUUGUCAAGUGAAAAUAUGCAAUUACACACUUGUAUUUGUGACCAGUGUACUUUAAUACAGGCCAGUAAAUUGUGCCUUGAAUAAGAAAGAUUUAGGACGUCAAGUCCUGUACUACUACUCCCAUGAUGACAAUGUCCUCUCUUGUUUUUGUUCGGUGCUCCCUGCAGCUCCCCUUCACAGCAGCUUAAUGCACUAAGCACACAACCCGGCCCUAAUUAGCGAAUCUGAGAGACAUCAUGUGAGGCCCUGCGCAAGCAGUAGGUUAUUUCCUGUUUGCAAAGCAGCCAUCUUUUUUUUUUUUUUUGGCACAGCACAGUGUUGAAUGUAAAGCUGAGUGAGAUUUGGGUUGAACCGCCCCAGAGGAGAGGUGGAUGGUGUAUUUGAUAAUGCUGGUCAUGGGUUUGUGAUGGGCACAGUUGUUGUUUGUCUUGUUUUCUGUGACAAAUCAUUCAUGGCACAAUCACAGAAUGGCAUCUCAAUGGCUCAAAGCUGUUUGUGUUUGUGGCUAUGUGACAUUCAUUUUCAGCAUUAAAAAAUUAUUUGAUAUCAA
This is a messenger RNA of Seriola aureovittata, 13263 nucleotides long. Its product is annotated as thyroid hormone receptor alpha. The record is from RefSeq and is a predicted model, not a curated record. Gene Ontology annotation, molecular function: RNA polymerase II cis-regulatory region sequence-specific DNA binding; zinc ion binding; nuclear receptor activity. Gene Ontology annotation, biological process: retinoic acid receptor signaling pathway; thyroid hormone receptor signaling pathway; cell differentiation. Bases 1771 to 3021 code for a protein of 416 amino acids. The transcript is spliced from 11 exons. Lineage: Eukaryota; Metazoa; Chordata; Actinopteri; Carangiformes; Carangidae.